GUUUGCUAAAUAUUUUUUUUAACUUUUAUAAUUACUAUAAGUUUAAAUUUUUACUGGCAUAAAAAACAUUAUCUUUAUAUUUUUAUGUUAACAUCUUAAAUUUCCUGUUUUCAUAAAAAAUAUAAUACCUAUGAUUUAGUUAAGUCAUGAAUAAGUUUAAAUAAGUAAACAUUAAAUUGGAGAUCAAGUUACAGUCCGGCAAGGCAGCCAAUUGUCAAAGUAGAGAAUUGAAAACAGUAAUUGGGCAGCACUUUUCGUCAAAUUCGGCUAAAUUUGUCAAAGUGUAUUAACAAUAAUAAACACACAAAAAUAAUAAUAUUAUAUUUUAUAAUCUAAGUUAAUUAGUAUUAAGUGAAAUAAAUAAAUUUUAGUGUCACACAUAAACAUUUCUUAUAAAUAACUUUUUAUAAGUUUUAAUGAGCGCUUGUCACUGAACAGCUGGCGAAUUUACAUUUCUCCAAUUCUCCAAAAACUGCUGGUUUCAUCUGCGUGCUGGAAUUUUUCAUUGACAAUAAGAAUUUGUUUAUUUAUAAAAAUUUUACACAGAUUUCAACAAACUAUCUACGUGUCUGCAAUUAACUGCAGACGCAAAAUAAAAGUUACUUGUAUUCCAAAAAUGGCAGAAGGAGGGAGUUGCAGUAACACCAGUGCCGUAAAUGGUGUGUGCAUUGAAAACGGUGCGGAAUCCCCCACUACGGAUGAGCAGUGGCGUGGUUGUUCGAUGGAAGAAAUACAUCGCGGCUUGAAUGAAUUCGAAUUAGAACAUGUACCGGCCGUGCGUCCCAGUGAAACGCAUACAGUGCUUUAUCAUUGUCCUAUACGUGAGCCCGACAAUGUGCCACCACGUCCAUUACGAGCGCAUCACAAGUGGGAUGCCACACAUGUGCGCCUGCCUUGUUCCAGUAAAAGUCAAUAUCCAGUUACAGCGGCAGAUGGCAGUUCUACAAUAGAAGCGCGUUGGGGAAUGAUUGAGAAAGCUUUACUGCAGCCUAUUACUAACAGUAAGGAAUUGCAAGCGGCUAUACUUUCUUACAAUACAAAAUAUGAAGGACAGUGGAAUUUUCGUUCACUACACCGUCUUUUUGAAGAUGAUUUAGAUGAGAGUGAAGCGCGUGUAUUUUUCGAAGAUUUGCUACCACGCAUAAUACGACUGGCGUUACGUUUACCUGAAUUGGUGCAAGCGCCUAUUCCUUUGCUCAAGCAAGGUCAGAAUCAUUCAGUGACAUUGUCGCAACAGCAGAUUUCUUGUCUCUUAGCCAAUGCGUUUCUCUGCACGUUUCCCAGGCGUAAUACUAUGAAAAAGCGCUCAGAGUACAGCACAUUUCCGGAUAUAAAUUUUAAUAGGCUUUUCCAAAGUGGUGGUAAAGCAGUUAUAGAAAAAAUUAAAUGUAUCUGCCAUUAUUUCCGACGUGUAUGUCCAACAGAACGUGAUAGCUCUAAUGUACCCACUGGUGUCGUGACAUUUGCACGUCGUAGUCUAGAACCCGCAGAUUUACCCAACUGGGCCGAAUGUAAAGCACCCUUGGGUGUUACACCUUUACACAUCACUGCUGAUGGUACUAUUGAAGAUCAGGGCUUUGGUUUGCUGCAAGUUGAUUUCGCCAAUAAAUUCCUUGGUGGCGGCGUACUCGGCGGUGGUUGUGUGCAAGAAGAAAUACGUUUCGUAAUUUGUCCUGAACUGCUUCUAACCAAAUUGUUCACAGAGUGUUUGCGUCCCACAGAGGCACUAUUGAUGGUUGGUGCUGAGCGCUAUAGUGAUUAUAGCGGUUAUGCAAGCACUUUUGAAUGGGCUGGUAAUCAUGAGGAUUGCAUACCACGCGACAGCUCAAGACGUCGUCAAACACAUAUCGUGGCUAUUGAUGCGCUCCAUUUUAUGCAAUCACAACAUCAAUAUCGGGAAGAUCUUAUAAAGCGCGAAUUGAAUAAGGCGUAUGUGGGCUUCCAACACACGUUAAUCACACCGGCACCAGGUGUGGCUUCAGGUAACUGGGGCUGUGGUGCAUUUGGCGGCGAUCCGCGGCUGAAGGCAUUACUGCAACUAAUGGUGUGCACCGUAACUCAACGACCGCUUGUAUAUUACACGUUUGGCGAUGCACAAUUGCGUGAUGAAGUACACCGCAUGCACACAUUCUUGCUGGAACAUAAUGUAUGUGUAAAAGAUUUGUGGAAUUUGCUCACUAGCUAUCAAAGUCAAAAUAUGGCCGGCAAUGAAUUGUACAACUUCAUCUAUGGUUGCAUUAGUAACACAUUAAAGCGCAGUCCGAAGACGAAGUUGACGUCACCAAAGAAUAAAACUAUGCGUAGUUUAUUGACAAGUUGGUUGAAGCCGAAACAAACCAGUACUAAGGAGAAGCCAAUUUCCGCAUCAGCGCCACGGCAAAUCAAUUUGAGUGAAGAUAUUUUUGCCUCCACUUCUGAGUCAGAAGUAGAAGCGAACGAAGAUGCGCCUGCAAUCACCAUAUCCUCAACCAGUACUUCGGUGAGCCCGCCAGAAAAAAAAGAAGAAGAAGCUAAGAAUACACCAAACAUCACUACUGUAGACCUUACAAACCAAUCACAAUCAAACGAUAGUGUUGCUAAUGUGUUGAAUAGUGAAGAAGUUGUACUUGAUAGUGUAGAAAACGCGCGUCCAGAAACACAAAUAACGAAUAGCAAAUAUAAUAAUUCAAUGGAAAAGCAAUUGGGAAAAUCGAAUGUUUCGCCGCCGUCUGAGAAGCCCACAAGUUCGCGCCAACGUUCGCUGCUAGAAAUGUUAGACCAAUGUUAUACAACAAAAUCGAAUAGCGGGCCGGAAACCAAGCGUAUAUGCCUAAGUAAAAUCAGCAAACCGAACACAAAAACACCGACAAAACAACAAUAAUGGUUAUAUACAUACAUAUGAAAUUUUACACACAAAAAAAUAGCAUGCAUUAAUGCAUAUUUUGUACUUUAAUAGAUGAUUAAAAAUUGUAAACUAUAUAUAUUAUAUAUAUAAUUGCCUAGCAAAGAAGUGGUUAACGCAUAAUUACAGCAACAAUUAAAGGGAGAUCAUGCAAGUAUUAGUGCUAGAGCAAAAAAUGCCUUAUAUACAUACAUAUAUAUACAAAUAUAUUUUGAUUCGAGCACCGGUGCAUUAUUGAAAGCUUUCGCUUGUGUGAAUGACGUCUUCGCUAAAUUUGUGUCGCGCAAUAACAACAACAACAAUCAUAACAAGCGCGUACAUCGCAAACAAAGAGCAUUGCACUCCUGCACAAUUCGCUAAAAAUAAAUGCAUACGGCAAUGUAAGAAACGCGACUGCGAAACAUGUGCGCCUGUUAUUGCCGUUACACGAUGCACUUGUGUACACAACAUGUUGCUUGCCAACUUACGUAGUAAGUAGCGCGUCGUUGUUGCGUAGCGUGUAGCGUUCGAGAAUACACUUGCAACUCAAGUUUUUUUGUUUAUACCGGCCAGAAUGUGUUGAAUGUUAACUUAAUUUAUUUAAAUAUUGUAGUUUGUUAUGACUGCCUCGAAGUGUAUGUAUGACGGCGUGAAGUGUGCAUAAUCAAGUGUCUGUUUGUUAAAAUUAAAUGUUUAUUGUGUUGUUAAAUAAAAGUUUGUUUACUAUCAUCUUAAAUAUAAUAUAACAAUAUAUUUUGCGGCGAUUAUAAUGUUUAUUUGUAUGCAUGCAGUCUUACUAUUGGCGAAAAGCUAUGGUGAUGCUUAACGAGUUGUAAUAAGUAGUUGCGUAAACCUUUUUAUAUCUUUUGAGUGAUUUUUUUUUUCAUUUUUUCACUUUUGUUAUUUUUAUCUUUUUUGCUAUAAUUAACUAAUAAGUGCAAUAAAGCGUACCGGUUGUUUUUAUCAA
Messenger RNA from Bactrocera oleae (olive fruit fly), 3827 nucleotides. It is a transcript of the gene Parg, whose product is annotated as Poly(ADP-ribose) glycohydrolase. Gene Ontology annotation, cellular component: nucleus; cytoplasm. Gene Ontology annotation, molecular function: poly(ADP-ribose) glycohydrolase activity. The record is from RefSeq and is a predicted model, not a curated record. Gene Ontology annotation, biological process: ATP generation from poly-ADP-D-ribose; carbohydrate metabolic process; regulation of DNA repair. Lineage: Eukaryota; Metazoa; Arthropoda; Insecta; Diptera; Tephritidae.